UGUCAAACAGUUUUGCUCGCAACAAAAAAAUACGACGAAAUACACCUCUUGAAAAUGGCAGCAUUGAUCAAGGGAAUCAAAUUUGGAGCCCAAAUCACGAACCGAAACCCAGCACUACUCUACACGAGUGUAAGAAACCAUGGCUGGAACAAAGAUUUCAAGCCAAGUAAAUUCCCCGAGACGGAUAAGGAACGAGAGCUGGCGGCCAAGAAGUAUGGAUUAACCACGGCAGAAUAUCAACCGUACCCGGAUGAUGGUCUCGGUUACGGUGACUAUCCAAAACUGCCCGACGUCCCCGUGGAAGCGCGUGAUCCCUACUAUCCGUACGAUUUUCCGGAAUUGAAGAGAAAUCUGCACGAUACACUCCAUGCCGAGACGGACUUCUGGUCGGAGGAUCGAUUCGGUUCUGCGGAACCGUUGCGCUACUCAAUGAAAACGUACUGGCUAUCGUUUUUGGGCGUCAUGACUGGCUGCUUCGCACUGUACUACUGGCUUGAAAACUACAAAAUGUUCCGACCAGUGCUGGCCAAGCAGUAUCCCUACGAAGGAAAGGCUCACUACACGUUCGAGAAGAAGUAAAAACGCUGAUCGGCAGGUUACAGCAAUA
Messenger RNA from Anopheles maculipalpis, 607 nucleotides. RefSeq names its product NADH dehydrogenase [ubiquinone] 1 beta subcomplex subunit 8, mitochondrial (gene ND-ASHI). The record is from RefSeq and is a predicted model, not a curated record. Gene Ontology annotation, cellular component: mitochondrion. The transcript has 3 exons. NCBI's taxonomy places the organism in Eukaryota, Metazoa, Arthropoda, Insecta, Diptera, Culicidae. Bases 55 to 579 code for a protein of 174 amino acids.